This is a messenger RNA of Neospora caninum, 558 nucleotides long. RefSeq lists its product as hypothetical. Lineage: Eukaryota; Apicomplexa; Conoidasida; Eucoccidiorida; Sarcocystidae. The record is from RefSeq and is a predicted model, not a curated record. The transcript has a single exon. The coding region runs from base 1 to 558 and encodes 185 amino acids.
AUGGCCUGGACUGCUCUCGCUUCUCUCAUCUCCUCUCCUGUCUCCCGUAUCGCCUCUCCUGUCUCCCGUAUAGCCUCUCCUGUCUCCCGUAUUGCCUCUCCUGUCUCCUCUACUGUCUCUCCUGUUUGCUCGUUAGCGUGUUUGAUUUCGCGUCGUUUCUAUCGCCACUGGUCGCGGCAUCGCUCCUUUGAUCGAUUGCGUCGGCUGCCGAACAAGGCACUGCGGCCGGGGAAGUGCGCAGGUUCGCUUUUUCCUUCUUUUCCGACGAGCGUGGGAGACGCGCCGUCGGUUCACGGAGACUUCGCCGUGGCUCGGCGAGCAGACGGAGGCUUCCACUUGGUCCCGCCGUAUCCUCCGAGAAUCAACAAAACGAUUGAGCCGUAUCCGCCGUCGGCAGGGAACUACUACGAGCUGCACAGACACUACAAGCUGAAGUGGAAAAACAUCGAGUACCAGUACGUGCCCAAGAUGAUGCCGCGACCGUGGGGAAGAGCGGGCCCCUGGGGUGGAGAGCUUGUCCGCAUCUUCCACAAACGAUCGAAAAAGAAAGCUCACUAA